CUGUGCCGGGACGCUGGGCCUACCCCUGGCCUGGGGCUGCUGUGGACCUGAGUCCUCGGACAAGGAAAAAGGCCCUGCAGCCCCCUCCGGGGCCAACCCCAGCCUGGAGCUGCCCACUGUGGACAUGUGGCAGGGCCUCGUGCGGACAGACACUCCUAGGACUGUGGACGGACCUCCUCUCUGGACCCUGGGUUCUGGAACAGGUGUCCUCGAGGGGCGAGGAUGGGGCGGGAUGGCCCCGUUAGAAGCAACGGGGAGAAACCCCAGCCUCCUGCCAAAGAGCUGAGCACAGCACCUCUGCAGCAGGAGAGGCCGGGAGCCCCGGACCGGCGGUGAGCGGGGGAAGCGAGGGGGGUGGCUCUGGCCUGGGGCUCCCUGAGGUGUGCAACAGCAGCUCAGCUGCUUCCCGCAGGUGGCCCAGGCCCCAGUCCUCCACGAGCCUUCGGGGGGGGCCACCCCCACCCUGCCCUGAGCCACAGGGGACCCUCUCCCCGUCCUGCCGCCUGCGGUGGCCCAGAGGCCAGAGGGGUGGGGCACGGAUUUGGGCUGGCUCGGCUCGGCUUGGCUCCUGUAACCUCCACUCCUGGCAGCCGAGGACUAGGGGGAGGCGGGGCGAGGCGGGAGGUUCAAGCUGGGGUGGGGGCGGGGGCGGAGCGGGAAGGCACCUUGGUUUCCCUCAUCCUGGGCAGAUGAAAGACGCUCUCAGAGGAGGCCGAGCACAGCACUGCCGUGAUUUCAGGGCGCCUCUGCCUGGUGGCUGCCGUGAUUUGAGAGCUUCAAGUUUCUUGGUUGACGGCUUCCAGGAGCUGUACAUGAACAACUCUGGUGAGUAUCUGAGUUCCAGGGUGGCCCAGGCUGGGAGGACGGGCUGUGGGGAGCCUCAGGAGACAGCCUCUCUUCCUGUGUCCCAUGUAGGGCGUGGCUCCAGCCAGAAGCUCCGGGCCAUGGGGGGCCUGGCCGGGGUGGCCCUGCUCACCGUCCUCUGGCUCCUGUGGCUACUCUGGUGGGCCCCUGGGGGAGUCCCGGCACCCCAGCCAACACUCACCAUCCUCAUCUGGCACUGGCCCUUCACCAACAGGGCCCCGGAGCUGCCCAGCAACACGUGCACCCGCUACGGCCUGGCCCACUGCCACCUGAGCACUGACCGCGGCCUGCUGGCCAGUGCCGACGCCGUGGUCUUCCACCACCGCGAGCUGCAGACGCGGCAGGCCCGCCUGCCCCUGGCCGAGCGGCCGGACGGGCAGCCCUGGGUGUGGGCCUCCCUCGAGUCGCCCAGCCACACUCACGGCCUCGGCCACCUCGGCGGCGUCUUCAACUGGGUGCUGAGCUACCGGCGCGACUCGGACAUCUUCGUGCCCUACGGCCACCUGGAGCCCGGCGAGGGGCCCGCGCCGCCGCUGCCGGCCAAGAAUGGGGUGGCCGCCUGGGUGGUCAGCAACUUCCGGGCGCAGCAGCGGCGCGUGCAGCUGUACCGGCAGCUGGCGCCCCACCUGCAGGUGGACGUGUUCGGCCGCGCCAACAGGCGGCCACUGUGCGCCGACUGCCUGCUGCCCACCGUGGCCCGGUACCUCUUCUACCUGGCCUUCGAGAACUCGCAGCACCGAGACUACAUCACCGAAAAGUUCUGGCGCAACGCGCUGGCGGCCGGCGCCGUGCCGGUGGUGCUGGGGCCCCCGAGGGCCACCUACGAGGCCUUCGCGCCUCCUGACGCCUUUGUACAUGUGGACGACUUCGGCUCGGCCCGAGAGCUGGCUGCCUUCCUCGCCGGCAUGAACGAGAGCCAGUACCGGCGCUACUUCGCCUGGCGCGACCGGCUCCGCGUGAGGCUGGUAGGUGACUGGCGAGAGCGCUUCUGUGCCAUCUGCGCCCGCUACCCCCACCUGCCCCGCAACCAGGUCUACGAGGACCUCCAGGGCUGGUUCCAGGCCUGAGCCCUGUGGGCAGAGGAGGCAGCAGAGGAUGGCUGGGAGCUGGUGGUGUGUGUGAACAGCUGGGUGUUGAAAUCAAACCACCGGGCAUCCGGCCCCUGCAGGCGACGCUCGGCCUAACAUGGAGGCUGGGAUCUGAGGCUAAGGAUGAGGGAGGAGCGGGCUGGUCUGGGCCAGCUGCCUGGAGGAGGAGGCUGCUGGGCGCUGGAACAGACAUUUGGGAAUCGUUGGGGGUGCUGUUGCUGAGGCCAAUUGACGAUAAGAGACUGCUAAGGCCCUCCUUUCCCACCUUGAUCAAAUCUUGGGAGGCGGGGGUCAAGGCUGUCCCCUUGAUGUGGGGACAUGUGGAUGUGGGGCUGAGACAAACUGGAAGCAGGGCCCUUAGGGCUGGAGAGCUGCCACCCUGUGGUUUGUGGGGGGUAAAACCCGGGCUCUGGAGCCUCCUCUGUACCCAAGGUCCCCUGGCCCAGGGUGGGCAGGCACGUCACCCCCUCCGCCCAGGGUUCCAGAGUGCCAGCCUGCAGACCUGUGCGGGCUGGCACCGUGCAGAGUGGGCCAGCUUGUUCUGGGCUGUUUGCAGCCUGCAGUCUUCUUGGGGAGGAGCCAUCAAUAAUAAAGAAACAAAGGACCAGAAUGGCACGUGUCAAGGCUGCGAGGCACAGGGCUGCACUCAGCUCACCCCUGCCCCCACCAUCUGGUCUGGCCAUCCCGGACACACAGGCCUCCUUGUCCUGACCGGAUCAGCCUGCUCCGACUCAGUCUGGUUCUCUCCACCUGAGACGCCCUCCCCGCGCCCUCUUGCCCGUUCCCUCCUACCCUGUUCCUUCGGCCCCGCCAUAUGGCAAUGUAUCGGAGUCUUCUCUGACCCCCAAAAGGCCAAGUGGGUAAACGGCAGGGUGCAAAGUCAGAUACCUGGCUUGGGGGGGAGGGUCGAAGGUGCCUCCUCUCAAAGGCCCUGGGAUUUCAUUCUCAGGCUGGGUCGUCUUUGCGACGUGGGAGUCCCUCUGUCAGGUGGCUGCUGGCAGCGUGGGCAGGGAGGGGGCACUGAGGACGCUUC
This is a messenger RNA of Pteropus alecto (black flying fox), 2985 nucleotides long. RefSeq names its product fucosyltransferase 7 (gene FUT7). Gene Ontology annotation, molecular function: alpha-(1->3)-fucosyltransferase activity. Lineage: Eukaryota; Metazoa; Chordata; Mammalia; Chiroptera; Pteropodidae. Bases 690 to 1931 code for a protein of 413 amino acids. The record is from RefSeq and is a predicted model, not a curated record. Gene Ontology annotation, cellular component: membrane. The transcript has a single exon.